This is a messenger RNA of Closterium sp. Yama58-4, 2793 nucleotides long. Lineage: Eukaryota; Viridiplantae; Streptophyta; Zygnematophyceae; Desmidiales; Closteriaceae. The record is from the annotation of a GenBank genome assembly.
AUGCUAAUGCGCGAGAAUGCCGACCAGGACCUAGCGGCGCUCGCGAAAGGCUCCGACGCGCAGCUCAUGUCGGCCAUUGGGAUCGCGAAGCGGAACCUUAGCGUGUACUCGUCCAUACCAGGAUGGCAACACCAGGGGGUUCUUGCGGAGAUCCGGCUUCAGCAGGAAAGCGCGGCGUGCGUUGCGCGACAACGGACCGCCGCCGCUCAGUCGUUCGUCCACACUCACCAAGCUUCCACAGACAGGUUUCCUCAUUCCGACCGUUUCUCUCCCUCGACGCAAGCAGCCCUCGCGUCGCUCUCCCCCAAUACACCCCUCGCUGAACCAACCGACUCUGCCGGUGCCGGCGCCGGCGCGCCCGGCGAUGCGGCUGCUGCUCCGACGGCAGCGCGACCGAUCCCCACGGAUGCCCCAGCGAUUCCCCACCUGACCGCUCUCCACGGCGCAAGUGGCGCUGCGAGCGACUACGGCUCGUCGCCCGAGAGUUCGCAGUCGUCGUUCAUGUUCAAGCGAUGCCAUUAUUUCGCACGCGGAUUCUGCAAGCACGGCAGCGCGUGUCGCUUCCUGCACGCGUCGCACGGCCAGUCGGCGACGGCGCCCGUGUCGUCGCCGGGGUCGCCCAGUGCGACGAGCUCGGACGGCACGAUGGCGGCUGCGACGUAUCCCGAGCCGCAAGGCGCGGAAGAGACUGCUGCUUUGAGCUGCACAACCGCGAGCGGCGGCGGCGUCGACGGUUCCGGGGUUGAUGCUAGCGGGGAUAACGACAGAGUGAGCCGCGGUGACGGUGGAGAUUCCUUUGCUGGUAGCACCCCCGCGCCCGGCGGCGGCGGUGGCGGCGACGGUAGCGGUGGUGGUGUGGCCGGAUCUGCUGCUGGCGGGCUUGCGGGCGGCAGCCCGGGUUCUGCGGCGGGUUUCACGCUGGAGCGGCUCGAGACGGAGCUUCACGAGCUCCUCAGAGAGCACAAGGGGCCCAUCCACGUGGCAUCGCUCCCUCAGCUAUACGCGGAGAGGUUCGGGAAGCCGUUGCAAGCGGAGGGGUACCUAACUGAGAGCCAGCGGCAGGGGCGGCCCGGACUAAGCUUAACUAAGUUACUUGCGCAGAUGAAAUCGUCUAUUGCGUUCGUUGAUAGGCCGAGCGGGCAGCGCGCGAUCGUUCUAAAAGGGUCGCCAAUUCUGGAGGAAUCUAAAAAGUUUAUCUCGUUUAAGGAGCGAGCGGAUUUGGCGCCGCCUAGUCCGGGGUCGCGGCAGAUUUAUCUCACUUUUCCGGCCGAAAGCACGUUCACAGAGGAUGACGUGGCAGCUCAUUUCAGCAAGUUUGGCCCCGUGCACGAGGUGCGCGUGCCGCAUCAGCAGAAGCGCAUGUUCGGAUUCGUGACAUUCGCGUUCGCGCACAGCGUGAAAGCGAUUCUCGAGGAGGGUAACCCGCACCACAUCGGCGGCUCGCGCGUGCUCGUCAAGCCGUACCGCGAGAAGUCGCGCCACGGCAGCGCCGCCACGGCCGCGCACGGCCACGCGGAGCGGAAGUCGCGCGCGGGAGGGGACCGCGGCGCACAGGUGUCGCCCGCGAAAGGCGCCAUGGAGCCUGACGUGGACGCAUUGCGGGGGGGAAGGGGCGUGGGGGGCGUGGGGGGCAUGGGGCCCGUGGGGGGCGUGGGGGACGUGGGGGGAAUGGGGGGAAUGCGUAUGGGUGGUAUGGGCGGCAUUGGAGGCAUGGGUGGGAUGGCUGGUGGUACGGACGAGCAUCUUUUCAAGCCGACCUCUCACAGCCUCGCCUCCUCCUCUUUCUCCUCCUUCGCCUCCUCCAUUUCGUCAGGGUUGACCGGAUUCGCCUCUGCUCGCACUCCCAUGGAGCACUCUUUUAGCUUUGCGUCCUCCUCCCUCUCCUCGCUCUCCUCUCUUCCCGGCUAUGGCACUACCGCCACCAUAACCAGCUCUACAGCCCACUUCCCACAUGGCGAUGCAGCCCCUGAGGCCCUUCCGCAAACGCCCACACACCGGCAACUCGAUGAUGUCUUCGAUCUGCACUCGCUUCUGCCAGACAGUCCCUUCACCUCGCCCCUGAUGACCAGCACCGCCAGCAGCGCCAGCGCCAUUGCUAGAGACAAAAACCAAGACCGUCUGCCGCCCGCUGCUGCGCUCACCGCUGGCACCGCCGCAGCAUGGGACGACGCAGACCGCCAAGAAACUGUUCCUUCUUCCUCUAUACAGCAGCAGCAGCAGCAGCAGCAGCAGGUCUCAGGCACUGCGUCCCUGUGGGGUCAGACAGUGGGGGGAGAGGCUGUAGUGGGGGAGACAACUGCACAGCUAACUGCUUCUAUUGGGGAGCUCAGUAUGGGGGAUACACAGCAGCAGCAGCAGCAGCAGCAGCAGCAGCAGCAGCAGCCGCAGGAGGAGCAUGGGAGGGUGGUGGCGAGCGUGUGGGGCCACACCUGUGACUCCUGCUCGGCGGCGGUGCCAGCUGUGUUGUCAUUGAUUCUCCCGUUCCCCCCACUCAUGUUGUGUCACCUCAUCUGUUCUGUUUUUCUCCCUUUUCACUCCUCUAAUCUUCCCUCCCCUGCCCCGUUUCCCUCCUGUCCCGUUGCUCACCUGUCCGGGUGCGCCCUCCCCCAGAAGCGGCCUACACCAUGCAGCUCGCGUGUGGUCACUACCAUUGCACCAAGUGUGCCCCGCAGGGCCCCUCGUCGUGGUGUGGUGUGUGCCAGCACACCGCCUACCAGCCCGCCUCCUCUUACCUCGUUGCACAAACUCCCUGGAAGGUUCCUACUCAAGAAGCUGCGUGGAAGUAUGCAUUAG